CUAUCUGCCAAGUUUAUCUUGACACCCUUUAUCAAGGUUCGGCGUUUUCUUGCCCCCUGAGUGGUAGUUGAUCAUUCUUCAUGCCUUCAUGAGGUUUCAGAGACUGGGGUUUCGAUUAACUAGGUCAGAUGGGUUAAGCUGUACUAAUAUCUUAUUUCGCGAUCUGUGUUUUCCGUGUCGUUGGCUUCUGAACGAGGUUCUCCUGUCCUUUUAGCUGAGGUGUUGGCGAUUUCGGCGGCGGUCUUCGUAUCAAGCCACUAAGAUGUUACAGCCCACCUACCGUGGGCGACUGGCCGAAAUAUCUCUGCUUCUGCAUCAUCUUCAAAACGUGUCGGGUUGACUUUCACGGUCCGCUCUCUGAGCUUCAUCUUGCAAUUUUCACUAUCUACUAGACUAUUUCAUCUACUGGCCCCGACGGCCACUAUUUCAAACCGCUCACCAUGGCGACUUCAGGCGAGCUACAGUCUCGAAAUGAGGCACAGUCUGUAACAGUGCCACAACCGGUACUAACACCAAGACUGCCCCUCGACAUCCUCUAUCACAUCGGAUCUCUUCUGGCUGCCGAGAUCGUCACUGAACAUGAGCACCAAAUAGACAGCAACAGUUCGUGCGACUGCUGCAUGGACAAGGCGUCAGCUACUCUCUCCAGACUGACAUAUACCUCCAAAGCCACCAGGGAUGUCUUGGAACCCUUGCUCUAUCGGAAUCUCAUCUUGACUACUCCCCAGGAUGUCACAAACAUAUUCAUCAAUCUCAUCCAAAGACCUGAACUUCGCCAAUUUGUUCAGUACAUUCUUUGCUAUGCUGAUUUGGUGGGAUCACGGGUCAGGAAACUCGAAAUGCCCGAAUGCAAGAAGAUUUGGUCAAAGCGAUGUCCUUCUGACAAACCUGCUCUGAUGCGUCUUCUCGAUGGCGCUGGUCUUCACAAACUCGCUUGGUCGGCUUGUAUGCUUGAGCGAACAAAACAGCGGUUUAUGUUUUCUCCCGAUUUCAAGCAUGAUGGCAUUCUGGAACUGCUGUUUGCCUCUAUUCUCUUCUUGUCGCCAAACGUCACUAGUUUUACCUGGCGAGAUUGCAACAACAAUCCAAAGGCUUUCAUACUGGAUCACAUCAUGUGCAAAGCGGUACAUGAUGGACUCCCUCUCAUGCCCAAGCUGCAGAAACUUAGCACCGAAAAGGCGGAGUUUGAGGAGAGCAAGCAAGCACAAUUCUUCACCCCGCACAUCAACCUGUGGGAGAAUCUGUACACCCUACAACUCAACGACAUCGACUUGGAUAUGGAGUUUGUUUUGAUGCUUUUUAAUGGAAGUUUCAAGGAGAACCGGCCCGUGAGAGAACUUAUCGUCCGCUGUGUAGCUGGCUCAGAGCGACCAGAGAGCUUGACUUCGUUCCCACCAGGUUUCGAACUGGCAUCGACAAUGCUUCUGGGGGACAAGAAUCUCGAUACUUACAAGGACCAGUUCAAAGCCUUCCCUAACCUCAACCUUCUCGAUGUCACUUUUGUCUUUCACAGAGGACGCAUGGAAGAAGGUUCACUCACUUUGAAGGCUUUCCUACACGCCGUUGGAUCACCCGAGCGCCUAUGCCUGAACGGCCAUCCUCUACCGACUUCAACCCUAGACACUGGUGUCACACACUCGAGACUCAAGUACCUCAAGGUCCGAGAAUUUCAGUCAAACGCCCCUGCAAAGACGACAUCCAAGGAUAACCUCAUCGCUGGGCUCAACCAAUUCUGGAGCAAGAAGUCCAUGAUUGUGCCGAACCUUGAGGAGAUUGACUGGGAUCACUACAAGUUCAAGAGAAUAGACAUGGAGAGCGAAGAUAAAGCUGUCUGGGAACUUGUUGGAGAAGAGGAGUGGGAAGAUGAUUCGGGAUCUGAUGAGGACGAUGAUGAAGACGAUGAGGCGCUUUGGUACUCUAUGGGACGGGGUGAUAUAGAUGCAUUUGUAGAGGAUGUAAUGGAUGUAGAAGACAUAUGGGAUGCCUGGGGACCUUAGAGCGGGAUCCGGUACUUCUGAAGAUUUUGUGAUCUACAUCUACGCGCUCACGGAGAGACAGACGGUUAGCAAAUUAGACAGGUUACUAUUGGUCAUCUAGAAGACACAAUCCAUUAAGAAUUUCCGCUAUCUGUGAGAUCUUGGC
Messenger RNA from Fusarium verticillioides 7600, 2142 nucleotides. RefSeq lists its product as hypothetical. The coding region runs from base 441 to 1997 and encodes 518 amino acids. NCBI's taxonomy places the organism in Eukaryota, Fungi, Ascomycota, Sordariomycetes, Hypocreales, Nectriaceae. The transcript has a single exon. The record is from RefSeq and is a predicted model, not a curated record.